CAUGCACUUUACGUUGAAGUUGGGUUGUUGUUUUGCAGUGUCUGCUGUUGAAAAUUUGGUUGUCUCUGAAUGUCUUUGUUUACACAUUUGAGUAUUUGCAUUAAGCGAAUCUGAAUACAAUACGCAAUAAUUGUUUCCGAUAAAUUAAGUACUUCAGGGAAGUUCCUCGUACUCAUGACAACUUUAAUUAUUAGAGAAUUACUUUCAUUGCCAGUGCGGUGUAGGGCCGCAGUUGACUCACACGAAACAGGUUUAUGACCAAAUGAUUAACCACAAUUUCCUCGGAUUAUAAUUACGCAUCUUAUACCUCGCAGUAUGGAACCUAUUAUCGUGUAGGUUCAUUAAGUUUUUUAUGUGCGUUUGCGUAUUAAGUGUUCGAAUUCUGAAUUAUGUUCUGGAUUUUCGCAUUGGUGUGUUCCUGCAUUAUCGCAAUUACGAUUACUGGACGCCAAAAAUACUGCAUAAAGUUUGUUGUGUAUGAGCCGCAUAAACAGUGUACUUACUAAACGUAUACUUAAGUACUUGUUUACGUUAUGGGUGAUCCUGUUACAAAAUCCUUCUCCGCCACCGUGGAUACGGAGACGAAAGGAACAUUGGCCAAUGUAGUUAUUAACUGGCGGGUGGAUAAAUUCAAGUUCCGCCAACACUUGACCACAGCAAUAUUUUCCGGUCCGGUGCGAGUGUUUAAUCUCGGACUGAAAAACAGCAGAGCGGAAUGGUGUCUGCAAAUGACACCGUUACACCGUGUGAAGAAUAAAUCCAGCGGCGGAAAAGACGAAGAUUUUGUUUCGUUGUUUGUCUGCUGCAAAAAACUGAAAGAGGGGGAAGAAAUUGCUGCGACUCAUACGCUACGCAUUGUUGACGACAAGGGCAACGUUCUGUAUGAACCGCCAGCCAGCAACAAACCCUUCGUGCACAGCAAUGCCGGUUUUCCUUCUUGGGGCAAAAUCGAGUUCAUCUCGCACCGGCAGCUUUUCGCUUCCGGUCAGCGCUACAUCCAGGACGAUGUACUACGCAUCCAGGCUGUGAUAGAAUUUUUAGUACAUACCUCCAUGUGGAUCGCUUAA
Paramacrobiotus metropolitanus is the source of this 1067-nucleotide messenger RNA. RefSeq lists its product as uncharacterized. Bases 534 to 1067 code for a protein of 177 amino acids. The record is from RefSeq and is a predicted model, not a curated record. Gene Ontology annotation, molecular function: protein binding. The transcript has 2 exons. Lineage: Eukaryota; Metazoa; Tardigrada; Eutardigrada; Parachela; Macrobiotidae.